CUUAAUUUAGUAAAUCAAUAAUGUUACUUUGAAAUCUGUCACGAACGUUAUAAACAACUAUGAGUUUUUCUGUGUACGAGUCGUACGUUGCUCUGUGCAAUAAUGAACGCGUGAUAAUAUACGAUAUUGACAAUAAUACCGAAAAUACGAUAAUUUUGCCUGAUCUGGAGUCGAAGAAAAAAAUUGACGUGCACAACAACGUGGAUAUCGAGGCUUAUCACAUGAUAACGUCUCUGGAAUUUUCAGAAGAUGGGAAAUAUUUUGCGUUAUGCACGAAUCGUAAGCAACUGUGCCUGUAUGAAACGAAAAAUUUGAAGCUCCUGUCGAAUCGAACACUCAUUAGGGCUGCAAGCAGAGUGAGAUUCUCACCGAACAAUGAUAUCGUGAUAGCAGAUAAGGCUGGAGAUGCUUACCUGUUUUCCACCAGUCGUCCAACAGAACCUGGAACCUUCAUCCUGGGACACUUGUCGAUGCUUCUUGAUAUACUUGUCACUCAAGAUAUGAAGUACAUUCUAACAACUGACAGAGAUGAAAAAAUAAGAGUUUCCAUGUUUCCCAACUGCUACAACAUUGUAUCUUACUGCUUGGGACAUGCGAAAUUUGUGACGAAUAUCUCAGAAUUGCCUCAUGAGAAGAGCAUCCUAAUAUCAUGCGGUGGUGACGGAGUUUUUAAAUUGUGGGACUAUAAAUAUGGUAGCGAACUACUGUCUGUCAAUUUUUGUGAUAAGAUAUCAAAAUGCGACAUAGAAAGAUUUAAUCAAGAGCUCUGUGACUGUCAGUAUGAUGAAUCUGUGGAUAUACUGCCUGUCAAGUAUCUCAAAGUAUAUUAUCUUAAUAAAAUAGAAUCUCUAAUUAUAAUAAGUUUUUAUAGUAGCAAAGUACUGUUAGUUUAUAGGAUUAGUGGCAACAGUAACAUCCAGUUGAAAGCAAAUUAUUUAGAGACUAUAACAGUAGAAACUGAACCUAUCGAAUGUCUUUUACACAAACAAGAUUUAUGGGUAUUAACAGAUAUAGGAUUACAAGUAUUCAAAUUCAAAAAUGAUAGGUUUGUAACUCAAAAUGCUUUAAAUUCGACAAUUAAGUGUCUUAAUGCCUCUUGGCAAGUUUUAAAAAAUACUAUUGUUAAACAAAAUUUGUUUCCCAUUUUAUAUAAGAGAAAAUAUGAUAAUGUACAGGAAUAUCAAGAAAAGAAAAAAAUUCGUUUUGCAGGCAGUACAGAAUAG
Molecule: messenger RNA, 1223 nt
Organism: Cyphomyrmex costatus
Lineage: Eukaryota; Metazoa; Arthropoda; Insecta; Hymenoptera; Formicidae
Gene: wuho
Product: tRNA (guanine-N(7)-)-methyltransferase non-catalytic subunit wuho
Exons: 1
Coding region: 60-1223 (387 amino acids)
Biological process (GO): tRNA modification; RNA (guanine-N7)-methylation
Cellular component (GO): cytosol; nucleus; tRNA methyltransferase complex
Molecular function (GO): protein binding
Source: RefSeq, a predicted model, not a curated record